Messenger RNA from Baudoinia panamericana UAMH 10762, 547 nucleotides. RefSeq lists its product as uncharacterized. NCBI's taxonomy places the organism in Eukaryota, Fungi, Ascomycota, Dothideomycetes, Mycosphaerellales, Teratosphaeriaceae. The transcript is spliced from 3 exons. The record is from RefSeq and is a predicted model, not a curated record. Bases 101 to 343 code for a protein of 80 amino acids.
CUUGUGGACAUCGCCGCUUCGAUACACUCAACGCGCUGCUUGAGAUCGCGACCUGCAACAACUUGACACAAAUCAAACCUACCAUUCACGCCAUACCAAGAUGCCUCUCGUCGUACCAGGAUUGAUGUCAAAGGAUGGCGAUAAGUCUUCCGACUGGAUGAACAAGCUUAUGGGCAAGAAGCUCGGCGAUGCUUCCAACGAGACCACCUUUGCAAAGACAGACCUACCAAAGGAGCACCGGGUGGUAAAGGAAGGUGAUAUGAUGUCGAUGGACCACAAGCCUGAAAGAAUGAAUAUACACACCUCGGAAGAUGGCACUGUUACGAAAAUCACGCAUGGUUGAGCUUGGAGUCGCGUUAAAUGAUAUGCAUCGACGGACGGGUGCCAAUCUUUUACCUGUCUGCAAUAUCCUCGCCUAUAUAGUAGAUGUUACAGAUUCGGUAGUUUUUGAGUUCAGUGACACUCCACGAUAGCUUGUCAGCGACGCCAUCGCCUUGUGUUCAGGAAUCUUGAUAUAGAAGUCCGUAAGCUACAGAGCUUAAUACCG